CAGCCAAUUCGAUUGACUCAUCCAACUCCGAAGUUCAAUGACAUCCCAGAAGCAUAAAGCAUAUGUUGGCCAAUUACUUGGCCUUAGCUCGAUCCAAAGGAAAGGCGCCAUGACUCGGUACUCAACACUUAUUUCGGACUUCCUAGUAAGCAGGUAGGUGAUUACGACCAAAUAGCCACCGAAGCACUGCAAUGUCUGUCCGUAAACGUCAAUUAUUCGCUGGCAACGUGCCAGAUGUAGGAUCUUAUGAAUCAUCCAUGGGAUUGGAAUCUGGGUAGAGGCUCCCGGUGAUGGGGCACCCGCUCCACUUCAGUGGUAUAUCUAGGGGCCCGAAGAAUUGGGAUUUGGUCGUCAGCAUCUGUAAGCCGCACCUACGUUAUCAUGCCCGGUAUAACCCUGCCUGCGUUCCCCGACAACGUACCCACACAUUCCCUGCCGACCAUCGAUUUUGAACUCCUCAAAGCAGGAAAUCAGGUGGAAAUAGAUCGUCUGUGGGAGGCCGCUGUGACGCUUGGUUUCUGGUACCUCAAAAACCAUGGUGCUGAGCAUGAGGUAAAAGCCAUGUUUGACUUGGGAGCGGAAAUGUUUGCGCUUCCUUGGGAGGAAAAAAUCUUGUAUGAGCAAGGCGACUCCGGUCGCUCAUUCGGGUACAAGAAAAUGGGGGGAACUGCUGUCGACGCGUCUGGAUUGGCAGACAUGACCGAGUUCUUGAACAUCGCCAAAGAUGACGUUUUUGCUUUCCCUGAGGUCGUUCACCUGACUUAUCCUUCUGUGGUGGCUGCCGCGAUCCCAUUUGUCGUGCACCCUUUUGUAUGCAAGUCUCUGGAGGUUAACAUUACCAUACUGCGGAUCUUCACCCAACGACUUGGACUAUCCGAAGGGACUCUGGAAGCACUCCAUGCUCGCGACUUACCCAGUGCUAGCGAAGCCAGAAUAAUUAGGAGCCCUCCACUGCCUGGAAAAGAUACUGCUGAUCGUCCUACCAUCGGAUCUCACACUGACUUCGGGUCUCUUACAUUUUUACACAAUAUUCUCGGAGGGCUGCAGGUCCUUCUCCCUGGGGAGACACAAUGGGGUUACGUCAAGCCAAUUCCUGGACACGCUAUCUGUAACGUUGGAGAUGCUCUCACAGUUCUUAGUGGCGGUAUUCUCAAGUCUGCCGUCCACCGUGUGGUUCCCCCUCCUGGAACUCAGGGAGAGCACGAACGGUGGUCUCUUGUAUUCUUUACCCGCCCAAACAACACACAGGUACUCCGUGCCUUGGUGGAAGAUAGCCCGGUCAUUGCAGAGUCUGUGAAGCAGUUUCCAGAGGGUAAGUUCGAGACUGGGUCCACCGCCGAGGAGUGGUUUUCGAGGAGAAUAAAAUACCAGAGGCUCAAGAACAGAGAGGGACCCCAAUCAUGGGCUGCCAGCAGAGGGACUGAGCACAAUCCGACAGCGAGAUAAUUUGAAAACCGAUAGAGCGUUCUAGGAUAUGGCUAUUCUGCGUUGUGCGCAUAUUUGCUGACACCCGAGGUGCCAGAACAGGCAAGCUCCUCUCAAUGCCGUAAUUACUUGUAGUGGAAAGAUCAGAAGCCCGAAAUCAUGUCCAGUAUGUGCGCCAGGUUUGCUUGGUUAGGAUUGAUGUCGUCACACUUAGAGGUCUGCUUGUGUUCGCAUGUCCUCGAAACCAGAAAGAGAAAUACAUAAUUGACGACGGA
This is a messenger RNA of Pisolithus orientalis, 1700 nucleotides long. RefSeq lists its product as uncharacterized. Lineage: Eukaryota; Fungi; Basidiomycota; Agaricomycetes; Boletales; Pisolithaceae. The record is from RefSeq and is a predicted model, not a curated record. The transcript has 8 exons. Gene Ontology annotation, molecular function: dioxygenase activity. Bases 382 to 1446 code for a protein of 354 amino acids.